Hyposmocoma kahamanoa is the source of this 879-nucleotide messenger RNA. RefSeq lists its product as uncharacterized. The record is from RefSeq and is a predicted model, not a curated record. Bases 1 to 879 code for a protein of 292 amino acids. The transcript has a single exon. NCBI's taxonomy places the organism in Eukaryota, Metazoa, Arthropoda, Insecta, Lepidoptera, Cosmopterigidae.
AUGCAGCGAUCACCACCUAAGUGUCCAUCAAAUCCCGAUCUAUCAACAUAUGAUAAUGAAGUCAAUAUAAAUACGCGAAAGCGUAAACAAUUUGACGGGUUUCAAACAAGUAAUUUGGAUGAGAAACUUAGCGAGAUGGUGACCUCCUCGGUACAAACUGUAAUGACCGCCGAAGUAAACAAAAUUUUAACUGCAAUAUCGGGACUGAGUAAGGAUAACGCCAGCAUCAAGGAAUCCCUAAAAGAGUGUAAUACCAGACUCGGGGAUAUUGAUAAAGCUCUAAACGCUAUGGAUGAGCGCCAGGAUUCCUUUGAUGGGCGUCUGAAAAUUUUAGAAGAGUACGCUGGCGAUUAUCCUUCUAGCUCUGAAAAAAUAAUAAUGCUGGAAAAUAAAUUGGCACUGAUGGAACAACAGGCGCGAGAAAACAACAUCGAAAUUUGUAACGUGCCUGAAAAGCGAGGAGAAAAUUUGAUAACUAUUUUCACUCAUCUGGGAGGUAUAAUAAAUUAUAAAAUUAGUCCAACGGAUAUAACAUCUUUACAUCGAGUGCCCCAUGCCAACACAAAGGACUCUAGACCUAAAAAUAUUAUAGUAAAAUUCGCCUCCAGAAUGACUCGUGACAAUUUUAUUGCGGCCUUCCGCUCCAAAAAGGAUAUUACUUCUGAAAAUCUGGCGAUUACCGGACCGCCACACAAGAUUUACGUUAAUGAACAUUUAACCCUGCAAAAUAAGAUCUUAUUUCGAGAAACUCGAGAAAAAGCUAAAAUACGUGAGUAUCGUUAUGUAUGGGUUAAACAUGGAAUCAUCUUGGCGAGAAAAAAUGACACAUCACCGGUCAUCGCGAUCCGGUCGCAGCACGACAUCAAAAAAAUUAAUUAA